This is a messenger RNA of Symbiodinium natans, 429 nucleotides long. Lineage: Eukaryota; Dinophyceae; Suessiales; Symbiodiniaceae. The record is from the annotation of a GenBank genome assembly.
AUGAAGCGCCCGUCUUUCGAGCCCCAUAUUCCAAUAGGGACAGACUCUCACCCAUAUCCAGAUCACGGAAGCAAACCCCACAGCUUCAGUUUACUCGGUACAGAUGAUGGAAAGGGACGUUUGCAACAGUGCCAGAAUUUCAGAGAUGUUCGGGGCGAUAGGCUAAGGCACUGGUUUGCCUUUACGGGCAUGCGAGGGCAUGCGCUCAUUGAGCAGGUGGUGAAGAUUGACAUCACUGAGGAGGAGGCUGCUGCUCUUCGGGAGGAGAUGGACCAAGUCUCCGAAUUCCAAAGGCUCCUGCGAGCAAGGCUGAACUUCAAAGGCUUCACGACUCUGGAUGCCGAGUUCACGCUGGCAGCCUUUUUCCACCCCACGGCGGUGAAGAUCCUCAAGCGGAAGCCGGGUGGCAAUACGGCUCAUUCUUCGUGA